CUUUCAAAUGCGUCAUGUCACAAAUGGAACUUCCGUGGCCAAGUUGGACAGGCUUAAUGUGAAUUUAGACACCAACCGCGAGCGGGUCGCACCGGAAGUGGCGUCAUGCACCCGGAUGAUGACCGGCCUUCGGACACGUGUAUUCAGUUGAGCUCGACUCUGCCUUCUCUGAAGAUUCUCGGCAUCAUUCUCUCAAAAUAGCUAGCUCGCCGCUGUCCAAAAGACGCCUUUGUUAGCCGAACAUCGUUAAAUAAGUGUGAAAAUGUCUGCAAGGACCACGGCAAGGUACGUGGAGGAAAAGGUCCGUACUCGUCGACGACUGGAAGAUCAGCCUUAUGUUGUGUUACGCAGAGCUGACGUCAGUGAAGCUAUUCGUCCUAAGCAGCAGGAGCCAGAGCUCACUCGCAUUAAAGAGGAGGAAGUUGUGGGCAAAGAGGUCCACCACUUAAAUGAACAAAUGGAGCAGACCUUUCUUUGCACCAUAAAGGAGGAGGAAGAGCUGGAGCGACCUUGUAUCAAAGAGGAGGGAGAAGACUCUUGUGACAUUAAAAAGGAGGAGGAGGAGAUGCCAUUGACUGGUGUUCCUGUGAAGAGUUUUGAUGAGGUGAGCAAAGGGGCGGAGUCUUCAAGCUGCAGCUCAAGUCAACAAAUGACCCGAGAAGGUGAUGGAGACCGCUGCGGAGGAUCACAAGCAGCUCCACCAUCAGAUAGUGAUGAUGUGUCGUCACAUGCUCCUGCUGAUGAGGCUAAAAAAAAACACAGGCAAUGUUCUCAGUGUGGGAAACAUUGUGCUAAUAACAGUGUUUUGAAACAACACAUGAGAAUGCACACAAGAAAGAAAAACCUUUCCUGCUCAGUUUGUGGUCAAACAUUCUCUCAGAGGUCAUUUUUGAAACGUCAUACAAGAACCCACACUGGUGAGAAACCUUUUUCAUGCUCAGUUUGUGGCCAAAGAUUCUCUGUGAAGGGAAACUUAAAAACGCACACAAGAACCCACACUGGCGAGAAACCUUUUUCAUGCUCAGUUUGUGGCCAAAGAUUCUCUGAGAAGACAACUUUAACAAGUCAUACAAGAAUCCACACUGGCGAGAAACCUUUUUCAUGCUCAGUUUGUGGCCAGAAAUUCACUCAGAAGGCAACUUUAACAAGUCAUACAAGAAUCCACACUGGCGAGAAACCUUUUUCUUGCUCAGUUUGUGGCCAAAGAUUCUCUGAGAAGGCAACUUUAACAAGUCAUACAAGAAUCCACACUGGCGAGAAACCUUUUUCAUGCUCAGUUUGUGGCCAGACAUUCACUCAGAAGGGACCUUUAAAAAGCCAUGGAAAAAUCCACACUGGCGAGAAACCUUUUUCUUGCUCAGUUUGUGGCCAAAGAUUCUCUGAGAAGGCAACUUUAACAAGUCAUACAAGAAUCCACACUGGCGAGAAACCUUUUUCAUGCUCAGUUUGUGGCCAAAAAUUCACUCAGAAGGGACCUUUAAAAAGCCAUGGAAGAAUCCACACUGGCGAGAAACCUUUUUCUUGCUCAGUUUGUGGCCAACGAUUCUCUGAGAAGGCAACUUUAACAAGUCAUACAAGAAUCCACACUGGUGAGAAACCUUUUUCAUGCUCAGUUUGUGGCCAAAGGUUUAGUCAUAGAGGACCUCUAACACUUCAUUCAAGAACCCACACUGGUGAGAAACCUUUUUCAUGCUUGGUUUGUGGCCAAAUAUUCAGUCGGAAGGCAACUUUAACAAGUCAUACAAGAAUCCACACUGGCGAGAAACCUUUUUCAUGCUCAGUUUGUGGCCAAAGAUUCUCGAGGCAGGAACACUUAACAACACACACAAGGACCCACACUGGUGAGAAA
This is a messenger RNA of Syngnathus acus (greater pipefish), 1849 nucleotides long. RefSeq names its product gastrula zinc finger protein XlCGF26.1-like. Gene Ontology annotation, cellular component: nucleus. The annotation marks the transcript as partial. Gene Ontology annotation, molecular function: RNA polymerase II cis-regulatory region sequence-specific DNA binding; DNA-binding transcription activator activity, RNA polymerase II-specific. The record is from RefSeq and is a predicted model, not a curated record. NCBI's taxonomy places the organism in Eukaryota, Metazoa, Chordata, Actinopteri, Syngnathiformes, Syngnathidae. Gene Ontology annotation, biological process: regulation of transcription by RNA polymerase II. The transcript is spliced from 2 exons.